AUGCUGUGCUUGGCUUUGCUUAGUGGUUUCCGGCAGCUGCCGCGCCCUCCGAACCUUGCAACCAGGGCUGUAGCACCAAGGGUGUCCUUGGCGACGCCGAAUGAGGCGACCUUGAACUGUUUGGUCCUGGUGUCCUAUGAUGGCUCCUUCAGCAAGGGAUCCUGCUACAAUCGUAACGAUCCAGUACAAGCCGGGCAGCCCAACGCUACCGUUGAGGGUCUUCUGGAGGUAGCACUGGAUGCCGUGUUGCCGCAUCCAAACUACAUUUGCUUGGCGAGUCGCACGGACAAAGGCGUCAGCGCACGGAUGAAUUAUGGCGUAGGAGCUUUGGCAGGGCCCAGGGCGUGGAAAAUGGUGACAGGAAUAUACAGGAAUGAGUUUCUCCGAUUUGGACUCCGCCUGUGCGACUUGCGACCACUGCCGCAGAAGUUUCGGGUGCGGUGGCCCUCCAGAGGUAUGGUGUGCGAUGCCAUGACGGAGCGGAAACGCUACGAAUACUUCAUUACACAUGGCGGACGUGCACCCGAAUGUAGCCACGACGGCUCUGAAGAUUGUCAGCCUUGGCAUUUGAAGGAGGUUCUGAAUGUGUCUGCCAUGCAGGAGUCAGCUGGGGCAUUUGUUGGUGAGCAUGACUUUCACACCUUCACCAGCCAACAUGGUUUGCAACGGAAUGCCACCAGACGGAUUUUGCAUGUUGGAGUGGAGAAGGUGGCGGCUGCAACAAAUACUUUGCCGGAGUUGCUGUGUGUCAGCAUCUUGGGAGAGAGCUUCUUGUACCGGAUGGUGCGCUACAUAGUCUUCGCGCUGGUUCUCGCCGGCCGGCACCGUCCCGGCGCCACGGCGGCUGGCUACCGCCGACUGCUGGCGCCAUCCGCUUCGCGGUCCGCGAAGCGGAAGCAGAAGCAGCAGCUCGGGCUGGGCCCUGCACCAGCCCGGGGGCUGCAGCUGGCGGAGGUUUACCUAAGCCGCAGGAUGGACAUGGGGGUUUCCUAA
Cladocopium goreaui is the source of this 993-nucleotide messenger RNA. The record is from the annotation of a GenBank genome assembly. NCBI's taxonomy places the organism in Eukaryota, Dinophyceae, Suessiales, Symbiodiniaceae.